Caenorhabditis briggsae is the source of this 1131-nucleotide messenger RNA. The transcript is spliced from 3 exons. Gene Ontology annotation, biological process: innate immune response. Gene Ontology annotation, molecular function: protein binding. The record is from RefSeq and is a predicted model, not a curated record. NCBI's taxonomy places the organism in Eukaryota, Metazoa, Nematoda, Chromadorea, Rhabditida, Rhabditidae. The coding region runs from base 1 to 1131 and encodes 376 amino acids.
AUGGCAGAAACGAUUGAUGAAUCUUCUGAGGUUAUCAAGAACAACAAUCGCUCUAUAAUGACUUGUAUUCUAUACGAAACUAUCAAGAAGAAGCCAAUCUUCAGUUCCUAUAGAAAUUUCUGUAAAUUAGUUGGAAACGAUGCCAUGGACUACCCGGAUUUUGAGUUUUGGUAUUUUCGAUUUUAUCACAAGCAACUUGAUUUUAACUAUGAUCGGAACAUGGAUCCAGUACCAAAAACUAUUAUGGAUAUGCCUGUUUUAUUGAUGUACAAAAUUACAGAGAACCUGGAUACAGUGGAAAGAACUUAUCUUCGAUCCAUGAACAAAUCUCUCAGGGAUGUUGCCGAUUCUCACCGAUUGAUUUUUGAUAGACUUCAGAUUACUGUAUUCGCUAAUGGUCUGCAUUGGUAUUUGAACGAUAAAAUAUUUCGCUGCUUGAAAGCGGAGAACGGGUGUACCCUUUACACACCCACUAAGAAAAUUGAAAGUGACAAAAGCGUUAUGGAAAUGGGAUUAGAAUACCUGCAACGAAUGCUAAAAAUGGCUAAUAUCCAAGUGCAUCAUCUUUCCCUAUCAUUGCAUAGAGAAACGUCAGAACUCGAUAAUUUUCUGCCAGUCCCGUUUCAUGCAAAGAGUGUGAAACUCUAUGCGCUCCACAUGAACCAAACAUUUCCAUUCUUAGCAGCUUUGAAUCCAGGAGAACUCGAAUCCAUCAACUUGGAACCAUGUUGUAGGGGCGACAGAGAACAAAUGUUGAGAUUUUUCGAAACUGAACAAUUCAAACAAGCAAAGCAUGUGCAAUUCGAAGAAUACUUGAAUGAGGAGGAUCUAUUGAAAUUCAGUCACUUGAAAAGUUUUAAAUGUAAACUCAUUUUUCUCGAACCAGUGGAUUUUCAGAGAAUUCGAGAGAUAAUUUCUACUUUGGAAGUACUCGAAUCGUGUGAGCUCAAGUACCGUGAUGACUGGUUUCCAGUUCAUAUUAUUGCUCAAGCACUAGAAGAAGAAAUUCCAUUCGGGCCAUUGAAGACUAUCAAGCAUAGUUAUCCAAUUCCGGAAUCUAAUGAACAUCUGGAAUUCGAGAUUGAACAGGAAGAGUAUUAUAGCACUAUCAAAAUCGUCAAAGUUCGCUGA